AUGGCACAAACGGGCAUGCACAACCUUCAGACCCUUAUUAAAAGGCUCGAAGCUGCCACCAGCCGACUCGAGGAUAUAGCAUCCACCUCGGUCGGUCCCGAUUCCGACGCCCCCAAUGGAGCGUCCGCACAUCCAUCUGCCACAGCCGGCGCUGCGACGAGCGCCGCACCCCAAGCGAAAGCUGCCGAGAGCUUGCCCCCCUCGGUCGAGGCUUUCGAUGCCAUCAUCAACACCGACCUGAAGCCGUGGCUGGAACUGAGCAGCAAGUUGGGCAAUGUUAUCGACGGACAGGCCAAAGCUGUGCAGCAAGCCUUCACCGCACAGAGAGACUUCCUCUUCAUUGCAGCCAAGGCGAAGAAGCCGGAUAUCUCCACGCAUACAGAGAUUCUGAAGCACCUGCAGGCCGCCAUAGGAGAGGUCGACGAGAUCCGUUCGGGCAACAGAGACCGCGCGCUGCAGAACCCAUUGACCAUGGUUGCGGACAGCGCCUGGGCUUUGGGCUGGGUGACCGUCGAAGGAAGCCCCAAGCCGCACGAGUAUCUCAACGAGCUUUUCGGUGGUGCUCAGAUGGCUGGAAACAAGGUUCUCACCGAGCACAAGGAUAGCGAGGACAAGACGUACGUUGAAUGGGUUCGCGCAUAUUACAAACUGUUCAAGUCGCUCUCCGAAUACGUGAAGAAGUUCCACACUUCCGGUGUCGCUUGGAAUAAGGACGGCAUCGACGCGAAGGAAGCCGCCCAGCAAAUCAAGAGUGGCUCAACUGCUUCCGCCUCCAACAUCCCUCCGCCGCCUCCACCUCCUCCGGCUGGCGGUAUUCCUCCACCUCCAGGUCCUCCCCCGCCACCAGGCCCUCCUCCACCAGGUGGUCUGCCUCCGCCGCCGUCUAAGAAGGCGGCGCCGGAUAUGGGAGCCGUGUUUGAUGAUUUGAACAGGGGCGAAUCAGUCACGAAGGGCCUUAAGAAGGUGGACCCCAGCCAAAUGACUCACAAGAACCCUUCACUGCGAGCCAGCGCGCCCGUGCCGACACGCAGCGACAGCAACGGGUCGCUAAGGAGUAAGAGUCCAGCGCCUCCGGGCAAGAAGCCCAAGCCCGAAUCAAUGCGGACUAAGAAGCCGCCGAAGAAGGAGCUUGACGGCAACAGGUGGAUCAUAGAACACUUCGACAGCCCAACUGACAUGAUUGAGAUUGACGCUGAGAUCAAUCAAACCAUCCUCAUCUCACGAUGCAAGAACACCACCAUCCGCAUCAAUAACAAAGCGAACGCCAUCUCCAUCGAUAACUCUGAGAAGACUUCUAUCGUCAUCGACUCUCUGGUCAGCUCAGUCGACGUCAUCAAGUGUCCCAAGUUUGCCCUCCAGGUCGUCGGUACUCUCCCAACGCUGCUCCUCGACCAAGUUGACGGUGCUACCGUAUAUCUCAGUGAGGACUCUCAAAACACUGAGAUUCUUUCCAGCAAAUCCUCAAAUGUCAACAUUAACCUGCCCGUAGAAGAUGACCACGUCGAGCACGCGGUUCCGGAGCAAAUCCGGACAUACAUCAAGGAUGGCAAGCUGAUGAGCGAGAUCGUGGAGCACGCUGGAUAG
Molecule: messenger RNA, 1584 nt
Organism: Didymosphaeria variabile
Lineage: Eukaryota; Fungi; Ascomycota; Dothideomycetes; Pleosporales; Didymosphaeriaceae
Gene: SRV2
Product: suppressor of rasval19
Exons: 4
Coding region: 1-1584 (527 amino acids)
Biological process (GO): cytoskeleton organization; regulation of adenylate cyclase activity
Cellular component (GO): cytoplasm
Molecular function (GO): actin binding; adenylate cyclase binding
Source: RefSeq, a predicted model, not a curated record